Fusarium oxysporum Fo47 is the source of this 1296-nucleotide messenger RNA. RefSeq names its product Zn(II)2Cys6 transcription factor domain-containing protein. Gene Ontology annotation, biological process: regulation of transcription by RNA polymerase II. The coding region runs from base 1 to 1296 and encodes 431 amino acids. The record is from RefSeq and is a predicted model, not a curated record. Gene Ontology annotation, molecular function: DNA-binding transcription factor activity, RNA polymerase II-specific; zinc ion binding. The transcript has 4 exons. NCBI's taxonomy places the organism in Eukaryota, Fungi, Ascomycota, Sordariomycetes, Hypocreales, Nectriaceae.
AUGUCGAGACGGACACAUCCAAAAACCCGAACGGGGUGUCAGCAAUGCAAACGCCGAAGAGUAAAGGUUACUAAAUCCGGUAUCCACCACUUAUGUGAUGAAAGACGCCCUUCAUGCUUCAACUGUACACGUUAUAAUGCUCAGUGUAGCUUCUCAUACCCCGAUCUAUCAGCAUGCCCAACCUGUGGACAAAGCAGAAAACACUCAAAAUUGCUUACCAAUAGUCCAAGAAGCGAUGCAAAGGCCUCGCAAAACAAAAUCAGUCCCGAGAAUCAUGAGGUGACUCUAAAUCUCGACUAUGGCAAUCAGCAUGCUUCACGGAACCAAAUGGAUGCAGCUUACAAUACAACCGACAUCGCAAUCAGCACCAGCUCUUUACCAACAGUAGAUCAAUCCUUUGACGCCGCGCUGGCAGAUUUGCGACAUCACGACUUCGAGCUGAUGCACCAUUAUUUCACUGCUGCAUACUUAACCAUGGGACUUCAAGAUGAGUUGCGCAUUGUGUGGAAAAAUGCCAUACCCCAACAAGGUUACGAUCAUCCCUUCGUUAUGCACGGCAUUAUGGCCAUAUCUGCUUUGCACAAGGCCUACCUACUAUACGAUAAAGCUGAUACGUAUUUGACGCUCUCUGCGUAUCAUUAUACGCGUGGGCAAGCCGAGUUCAGGAGAAAUCUACUAGCGGUUACGGAGGGCAAUUGCAAGCCAGUCUUCUGUUUUUCACUGAUUCUCAUCGUGUAUAUGUGUGCCGCACCUGUCACACGGUCUCCGAGACAUAUUAUAGAGGAUCCCAUCCAGACAACCCUGGAACUGUUCCUUGUGUGCCGAGGUUUGCGGGCGGUCACUGAGCCGUAUUAUGACCGAGCCCUCAAGUCGGAUCUCUACCCACUUGUCAGGACAUCGUGGCUCACUGGGGAUGACGAUCCCCUUAAAAUUCCGUCUGUCUUCCUCUCGAUACCCAUGACACCUUCGCUUCAGAACUCACCGCUACCAACCGAUACGUUCGAAGCAGUUGACCGUCUUAGGGACUACCUACGUAAUCAGGUGGAUUUGAUUCAUCUCGAGGAAGCCGAAGAAGCCGUUGAUUACUUACGGGCGACAGUUGUGCAUGUUGCGAUGGCGGGUAUUAACGUGGAACUGGGGAAUGUGGUUAACUGGCCACUCAAUCUCUCAGAUACCUUUAUGUCUGAUAUAAAACAGUUUAGGCCGCACGCAUUGUUGAUCCUCGCUUACUUCGCACCUAUUUUAGGCAUGGCGGAUCGUAGCUUCUGGUUUCUCCAUGGCUGGACAUUUAAAUAA